AUGACGACACUAGAACAGCAGAGAUGGAUUAAUGUCCAACAAAAGACGUUUACAAAAUGGCUGAACACGAAGUUAAUUUCAAGAGGCCUCGAGGUCAGGGACCUAGUCAAAGACUUCAGCGAUGGUGUCAUGCUUAUCCACCUCCUUGAAUCUCUCUCCAACGAGUCCCUCGGCCGGUACGCCUCGAAGCCAAAGUUACGGGUCCAAAAGUUUGAAAAUGCCAACCUAGCCCUUGACUUUAUCAAGUGCCGUGGUAUUCAAAUGACGAAUAUCGGCGCAGAGGACAUUGUUGAUGGCAACCGCAAGAUUGUCCUUGGACUCAUCUGGACCCUCAUCCUUCGAUUCACCAUCAGCGACAUCAAUGAAGAGGGCAUGUCUGCCAAGGAAGGCCUGCUGCUAUGGUGCCAGAGGAAGACGGCCUGUUAUGAUGAGGUUGAAGUGCGAGACUUUAGCGCGAGCUGGAACGACGGGCUCGCCUUUUGUGCCUUGCUGGACAUCCACAGACCAGACCUGAUCGAUUAUGACUCCCUAGACAAAUCGGACCAUCGCGGAAACAUGCAACUGGCCUUCGACAUUGCUCACAAGGAAAUCGGCAUCCCGCGCCUCUUGGACGUGGAGGACGUCUGCGACGUGCCAAAGCCUGAUGAACGAAGUUUGAUGACGUACAUUGCAUAUUGGUUUCACGCCUUUUCUCAAAUGGAAAAGGUUGAGAAUGCCGGCAGGCGCGUUGAGAAGUUCAUCAACAACAUGCAAGGCGCAUGGGAGAUGCAGAGUGCUUAUGAAAAGAGAAUGAAGGAGCUUCUGGAGGCCUUGCGACGCCAGGUCAAGGAGUGGGAAUCGGCUCAAUUCGAGGGAACGUACGCAGACGCAAAAGCUCAGGCCAAGAAUUUCGCCACGUACAAAAGAGGCCAAAAACGGGACUGGGUUGCUGAGAAGAGCGAUCUUGCCACCCUCCUUGGCAACAUCAAAACCAAGUUGGGAACGUAUCGAUUACGGCCGUAUGACCCUCCGGCAGAACUUAGCUUGGAGGCACUGGAUAGGGAUUGGGGAACACUGACCAGGACGGAAAUGUCGCGUGCACAAUUGAUCAACGAAACCAUUCGCGACAUAAAAAACGCCCUACGAAAGUCGUUCGCUGAUAAAGCUAAUGACUUUGCAAUGGCACUCAACACAAUGCAAUUGGCCAUUUCUGGGCUCGACGGCGAUGUGGAAGACCAGUGGCAUCACGUCAAGAAGCUCAGCGACAACUUGCCGCCGCUGGACCGUUACCUGGAAACAAUAGAGGCUGUGGAUGCCAAAUGCCACGAGGCAAACAUUGAAGAGAACGACUUCACGACAUACACAUACGAUGAAUUGGCUUACGAACUGGGGCUUGUCAAGCUGUCAGUGCAAAAAAAGCUGUCGUUCUUGGAGAAUCAGAUGGUGGCUCGAAGCAUGACCAAUCUCACGCCCAUCCAACUGGAGGAGUUUGAGAGCGUCUUUCGUCAUUUUGACCGAGACAAUUCAAAUUCCCUCCACGAACUAGAGUUUGGCGCCGCUCUGGCUUCUCUCGGCUUGGUGUUUUCAGAGGAAGAGAUGCACGACUACUUCAUGGAGACAUCCAACGGCCGCGAUGAAGUAACCUUUGAGCAAUUCAUCCGGUUCAUGGUCGACGUCACCGAGGAUCAAAAUACGGCAGAACAGGUGUUCCAGUCGUUCCGUGAAGUUGCCGACGGCAAGCCAUACGUUACGGAAAUGGACUUGCGGCAUAGUUUAGUGCCGGACGAAGUUAUCGAUAAACUGGUCGAAAUAAUGCCUCCCCACAAGGGACCGGACAUGUCCCAAGAUCGCGGACAACCGCAAUACGACUACAUCUCAUUUAUGGAAAAGAUGAUUGACGUUGAAGACAACCCGGAUGACGUGCCGAUGCACGUUUUGAAGGAUCGGACUAAUCUCGGCGACACGAGUCCGCGAAAAGGGUCCAAGACAAACGGUCUUCAUGGUUGA
Molecule: messenger RNA, 1986 nt
Organism: Ustilaginoidea virens
Lineage: Eukaryota; Fungi; Ascomycota; Sordariomycetes; Hypocreales; Clavicipitaceae
Exons: 4
Coding region: 1-1986 (661 amino acids)
Biological process (GO): actin cytoskeleton organization; actin filament bundle assembly
Cellular component (GO): cell projection; cell junction; cortical actin cytoskeleton
Molecular function (GO): calcium ion binding; actin lateral binding
Source: RefSeq, a predicted model, not a curated record